Fusarium sp. VM40 is the source of this 2199-nucleotide messenger RNA. NCBI's taxonomy places the organism in Eukaryota, Fungi, Ascomycota, Sordariomycetes, Hypocreales, Nectriaceae. The record is from the annotation of a GenBank genome assembly.
AUGCCAUACCUUGUCGAGGAUUCCUGGAUUAACGACCAGGCUUCCACGCACGAUAUCUCCGAGCUUCAAGGAUGCGCCAUCGCUGUUGAUGCAACCUAUUACCUCGCUCAGCUCCUCGAGACACCUCCUGCCCAUGAACCUCUGUUGUCAGCGUUAGGCGGCCUUACUGGGGUCGAGGCGCACAUAAAACAGAACCUUGAUCUAUGGGCGAAAUUCGAGAUUGUUCCUUUCUUUGUUUUCGACGGCCAGUCCGUGACCGGUCAGGAUGACAUCACCUUGAACCGCGCCCUCAAGGCCAACAAGAAGACAGAUGAGGCCUGGAAGUUGUACUCUGAGGGGGCCGCUGAGGAGGCGGUGUCAACUUUUGGUACCAGUCCAGGCGCUUUUCGCAUUCAGAACCUCUACCCAUUGCUUAAAACAGUUCUCAAGGACCGCGAGCUUCACUUCUUGGUUGCGCCCUACGCUGCAUGCGCCCAGAAACAGCUUGCUUACUUUGAGAUGGUCGAUUCAGACCAGUGCUCAGGCGUGAUGGGUUCUCAGGAGCUUCUUCUGUAUCCCGUCAAGGACUCUGUCAUCCGAUCGUUCGACUGGGAGGCCAAGACCGUCACUGCAGUUUCCAAGAAGAAGGUCAUGCGCAGCCUCACGCCCACUGCUAGCGAGCCUAGGUUCAUUGACUCGUUUUUGAUGGCCGGCACAUCUUUUCUGCCCCCUUUCCCUGCUCUGCUGGAUGGCUCAAUGUACUCGGACUACAACAUCUCAACUGCUGCUAAUCUGUUGAGGACUGCGGAGAACAGCGUCGCCACUGCCUGCGCCAGCUUUAACGAUAUACUGCAAAGCAAUGAUGCUGACUGGCUUGACAAGUACCGCAAGGCAAGAAUGGUCGUUCAUCACUUUGUUUACAUCGCUGAGAGCGGUGAGAUCCGUGUCAACGACUAUGAACAUCUGACUAGCGACAACCACGAGUACCUGGGUCUCCAGCUCCCAGCUGAACUAUUCCACUAUCUCAACAUCGGCUUGGUCGGACCUCGCCUGCUGGGUAAUAUCACUCACGGACAAGUCCUCAUCCAGCCGACUUUGGACGGAGUCGCCUCGGAUGAGUACAAGAAGUUAGUCACCGACAUAAUAGUGCCUAUCAAAGAACAGGCUCUUUCUCUGUUGAUUCCCAGACUCCACCGCGGUAUUCAACACAAGAACAUCAAGGUGCGCGUCUGGUUUGAUUCUAAAUACUCAUACAGUAUCAACCACCGCUCUGUCAAUCCUCCCCCAUCAUCAAAGGUUGCAUCCUGGAAUGUCAAGGACGAUGAUCUUCAUGAGAUUUUCCCAGAAGGGUUUGCAGGCCCUGUGAUGCUGGAAGUUUUGUCUCUCGUUAACUCCGAUUUUGUGGCAAAGACAUUCUCUCAUGGGUCCAUCAAGGGAAUUGACAGCACAGACAUGGUGACUUCAGUGGCCAUUUGGCGAUUCCUUCAUUUGAGAGGGUAUGCUGAUGAUAAACACCGACUAACACAGUGGGGUAAUGCUUUGGCAACCACCCUCAUCAGCCUUCAGGAUGUUGAAACGGCCAAUCCUGAGGUGACUGGCCUGUCAGAAGCAGCCCUGCUCGCUUUCGAAUUGAUCCGAAGUGGCCUUUUGACAGGGAAACACACUGAAGGUCAGGCGGGUUUGCCCCGCAAGGGUUCCUAUGAGGAAAAGGCAUCCCUCGUGCUGAUCAGCGAGUGUGCGUCAUUGUUGAAGCUUCGACAUCAAGUCUACGGCUACACUGGUCCUCUUAACAAGAACCUUCUGAGCUUCUGGUCCAUGGCUUCAGCAGUUAGGGAAGCUGAUCGUGAUCUGAUUGAAGCUAUUGUGGCAUCGAUGUUCUUGUAUGGACAGUCGAAACGAGAAAGGGAUGAUGAGCUGGAUAUUAGUCGACGUCUGCCUUUCCAGCAGGAGCCUGAUAUCGGCCUCGGCAUUGCUAUACGGACUUUCUUUGACGAAGAUGAGGCUAGUGAGGACAAGGAGGGUCGAUUACAGCGACUGGAGGAGUUCCCUAAGACAUUCGUGCCCUUCGCCGAGUCUUUGACUGAGGACUUCCGAGUUGUGCGUGACUUCAUCGACGCACUGGCUAAUGGCGUGCAACUGCUGGGCGCGGACGAACUACGGGAGGAGGACAAGGACGUUUGGACAAAGGCGCAGACGUACCUUGCAGCGCGACCUUUCUAA